UGCGAGCAGAUGUGGUGGUGGAGUGAUGCAGACACUGGACACAAAGGCAAAUUAUCUAGCACUGCACAAGUACACCAAGUAAAGGCUUUCUGGAACUGAAAAUAUGGUGGGGCUGAGAAAUCGCUCAACAUGGGAACCACUGCUGCUCAAGGCCUCCAGCAUCAAGUCUUGUGCCAACGGCUGCUCGAUGGGCAUCACUGCACACCUUACAUACGCCAACGCUGAUAUAGAGUCUGUCGAAGGUGUUUUUGUGUACCCUCUCGGGGAAAAGGAGGUUGUGGUGGGCUUUGAGGCUGUGAUCGCAGGCCGGCUAGUGGGGGUACAGAUCCAGAGCCGAGGGAAGGUGAAAGACUGCUGUUUGGAUUGCUGCCCUGGAUCUGGUCUUGAUGGACACUGUGGGAAUGGCCGGGAGUGGGGCUGCUGCGGGACUUCCAGCUUGGAUAUGCAAUGCACUAACGGGCAUCUCAUCCUGGAUGAAGACCUGGAAAGAACCACUUUCAUUGUGGGCUGUGGUAUCAUUGGCCCCAUGGACAUAGUGUCUGUUGUUAUAAGCACUACGCUAGAACUCCCUACAUUAGAAAACGGAGCAAUUCGCAUUGUCUACCCAACACUGCUUACACCGAUCGUGACAGGCCAGAUGACUGCAAGCAAGAGUGAAAAUGGAGGGAAAUCUGAGGAAACUGGGGGAACAAGCUGUUUUGGUGCCACCCCAGGGAAACAGGACAGAGCUUUGGACGCUGCGCAGCAGUGCUCCCACACCAUCUUCACCAGUCCAGCUGCCAACCUGGCACCAUAUGAGCUCAACUUCCAGCUGCUGGUCAGAGCAGCCUGUCUGCUGGCUGGACUGGAGAGUCCUACUCAUGCUUUGAGGGCAGACGCUGACCCGAGUGCCCAAAGUGCCUCUGCCACCUACAUCACCUUGGCACAAGAGCAUCCAUAUGACAGACACAUAGAGAUCAUUUUGCACCUCAGUGAACCUCACAGUCCAUUGGUCAUCUUAGAGAGAGGCAGGCUGUCCUUCAGCCAGUAUGAGCAGCAGACCUCUUCACGCCGUGAUUUCAUUCGCUGCACCCGCAAAGAUUCAGACCCCGAAAGAAAGCUUGAGUUUGUGAGGAGGCGAUACCACAAGGACAUCCUCUGUAGCCCCGUUCUGAUGCUCAAUUUCUGCCCUGACUUGCUGUCUGAACCUCUGGAGCUGUACAAAGCCAGCAGAGAGUUGCUGUUCCUUGUUGAUCGUAGUGGCAGCAUGAGUGGCACCAACAUUCAUCGAGUAAAGGAAGCCAUGGUGGUGGCUCUGAAGAGUCUGCCUUCUGGUACAAUGCUCAACAUUGUCGGCUUUGGGACCACGAUCAAACCUCUGUUCACCUCCAGCAAGCUCUGCACUGAUGUGACUCUAAAGCAGGCCUAUGAAUACAUCCAGAGGAUGAGAGCAGAUAUGAGAGGCACCAACCUCCUGGGGGCACUGUCCUGGCUCUGCCAGCAGCCCAUGCAGCGCUCAUAUCCUCGUCAGGUCUUCAUCAUCACGGAUGGGUCUAUAAGCAAUGUGGCCAAAGUGCUGGAGCUGGUACGCAGAAACACAUGCACUGGCAGAUGCUUUGGGCUAGGACUUGGCACCCGAGCCUGCAGGAGACUCCUGCAGGGCAUGGCCAAACUGACAGGAGGGACCACAGAGUUCUUGGAUGAUGAAGAGAGACUACAGCCCAAGUUAAUCAAGUCUCUAAAAAAGGCCUUUGAACCUGUGCUGACUGAUGUUAGGAUUGACUGGUACCUGCCAGAGAACAUGGAAGCUCUUCUUUCACCCAAUGAAAUCCCUCCACUCUACCCUGGUGACUGCCUCAUUGGAUACUGCACUCUUUAUGACAUGACCAAUUUCAAAGCAAAAAAGAUAGAGUCUCAGGGUCAGGACUAUAAAGGAUUUCACCGUGGCUCUACUGGGUCAGUUUUUGGCCAGUCAAAUGAUGAGCUUUCACCUCCUCCUGCUUCUGAGUUAAUGCCUGUGGUGACACAUGCAGAUGGCACUGACCUGGAGGAAGCUCUGAGGGAAAUUUCCAGAGAAAUUUCUUCUGAGUUCUCCUGUGCCAGAGACACUGACCCUGGAACCAGUCCAGGUGUGGAGCUGGACAUGUCCAGUGAUAUAAGGAGGAGGAUCCAGGAGAGUUCUUAUAUUCAGGAGCAGUAUGUUCUCACUCACUGCUCCCUCAGCAGUGAGCGUAGUCUUCAAACUCAGUCCCAGUCGCAUGUACAUGUCUCGAACUCAGAUUCUGCAGGCGGGACCUUUCUGUCUGAUUCUCAUUGCUCUGGUCCAGUGUUGGAUACAGGGUCUCUACCACAAGGCCUUGAGAAGAUGGCCCCUCCAGAACAGAGGUCAUCCUUGUCUCGAUGGGCAGACCCAGCAUGGCAGCAAAACCUUUCAGCUGAAACUCCUGACAACGAUGCGAGAAAGAAUGGGUGUUUGGAGAGAAGCGAGGAAUAUCGUAGGAGGCAGAAAGCACUAGCACGUUCAACUAUGGCAGCACGAAGUUUCUCAUCACCCCAGGGUGAACUAGAGAUGCAUCGCCUUAGGAGAGCUCUGGAGAGGGUCUCUUUUGACCAGACACUAGGAGGGAGACUGGAUGAAAGUGAUGGGGAAACAAAGCCUUCAUCAAGAGGGACAGUUUCCCACCGGAGCCUCACAGACUCCAAUGGACUCCUGUUUCCUGCCUCUCCCCUGGACUGGGAUAACCUCACAGACCCUGAGUAUUUCUUCACUGCUGUACCUCCAGAGGAUCCUCCACCAGGUCAGUGCCGCUCCUUGAUUCACGGCCACCUGAGCGGCAAACCAGUGUCCUGGGAGGUCACUGUGGACCUGGGGCAUCUCUGGACCCCUGAGGGUGAGGAAAUCACAGGGGUUGAUAGAUGUGGAGGUGGAGGGGAAGAAGGAGGGAAACCAUGGGAGGAGAUCAUUCACCAACUGACUGCUCGCUCAGUUAUAAAGGACUUUGAGAAAAUGGCAGAAAAGGAGAGUGAUAAUGGACAUGGUUCAGUUAAACGACACCGUAUGAAGGCUAUUCAGACAAGUAAGCAUUGUAACAUCAUCUGUAUGUACACAGCCUUCACUACCACAGACAGCAGCGCCAACAAAGGCUUGACGAGAGGCAUGGAUGUUUACAACACUGGGAUUCAUAUGGGAAGGAGACUGAGUUCUCAGUCAGGUAGUCACAAGCAGAGAGCCUACUCUGUGGGACUGGGCAGACGGUGUACCAGCAAAGACAGCGAAGAGGUCGAAGACAACUAUAACUCUACAGACAGAGAUGACACUCCUGCCUCACCCUGUAGCGUUACAUCCUGGGACUCUAAUGUAGGUGGCAUCGGCUACUGUGCUAUGGCCCCUGCAGCAACUGGCAGCACCUGCAGUCGUUCACAGCGAUCCAUAGAGAGCAAGUCAAUGGAGAGCUUCUUUGGGACCAGGUUCCCACUAGGCAGACUCAGGUCUUCCAUCUCGUCAGGGAAGCAGGUUCCUCUGAAGUCCCACUGUUUAUCUGCAGAGACUGACAAACAACCUGACAGUGAAGCUCCUGACUACCUGCCUCUGGUGCAUCUGCAGCUUGCGUCAGGAGCUUUUCUGCUCACAGAGAUUUACUCCGACUGUGUCCAGAUCCCUCUGGACCGACUUAAAAGAGCAUCACCUUACAGUCUGCAUCGUCGCAGUCUCAGUCCAGCCUUCCGCUGUACAUCUCCUAGUGCUCCCUCUUUAUCUACCACUGCCAAACCUCCAGGCGCUCUCGCUAGCCACCAUGUUACCUUUUCUCCCUCUGCGUGCUCCCUCACCAAGCCAACUGCUCCUCCUUUCCAUCACACUCCAGAUGACACCCCACUGAUUUUGGAGUCAAAGCUUUUAAGAAGACACUUAUCUGACCGAGACCCUGCCACCUCACCCCCUGACUUCCCCAGCUCUGAAGAAGGCUCUUUGGAGCUAUCUGUCGGCCUCUCUCAGAGCCAGAGCCUUGGCCAAGCGGACAGUGGUCGUGGUUCAGAGACAGACGUCUGUGAGGGCAUUUCAGCUGAGCCACCAGACCUCCAGAGCAGCAGCCUGCUGGCUCAGGAGGAUUUGGAGGGCUCAAGCUGGGCCACAGCUGUGGCUCUGGCUUGGCUGGAGCACCGAUGUGCUGGCUACUUCAUGGAGUGGGAGCUAGUAGCAGCAAAAGCAGACUUCUGGCUACGUUGUCAGGAGCUGCCAGAGGGUGUGGACCUGGCAGGGCUCAGAGGAGCAGCCAGACAGCUGUUCCUGCUGCUGCGCCACUGGGAUGAGAAUAUUAAACUUAACAUGCUGUGUUAUAACCCCAAUAACAUGUGAGACAAUCAUCUUAGAGGAAACUGAGCCAGAUCUAGUAAUUAGCCUACUUGUUACAAAUGAUUAUGAUGAAUCACCUUUACACUGAAAGUAAAUGCGUAAUUUAUUAAUAUAUACUGUCAACUAGUGCCAAGUCCAUACUAAUUUUACAUGACAAGUGUCCUUUUAUUAUAACUAAGCUUUAUGCAAACACAAGAA
Molecule: messenger RNA, 4528 nt
Organism: Melanotaenia boesemani (Boeseman's rainbowfish)
Lineage: Eukaryota; Metazoa; Chordata; Actinopteri; Atheriniformes; Melanotaeniidae
Gene: vwa5b2
Product: von Willebrand factor A domain containing 5B2
Exons: 22
Coding region: 104-4333 (1409 amino acids)
Source: RefSeq, a predicted model, not a curated record